Messenger RNA from Aspergillus wentii DTO 134E9, 1078 nucleotides. RefSeq lists its product as uncharacterized. NCBI's taxonomy places the organism in Eukaryota, Fungi, Ascomycota, Eurotiomycetes, Eurotiales, Aspergillaceae. The coding region runs from base 378 to 1031 and encodes 217 amino acids. The record is from RefSeq and is a predicted model, not a curated record. The transcript is spliced from 4 exons.
CUUCCCAGUUAACGUUGCGAUGACGCUGGAUGACAUGAUUCAUCAUCAUCAUCUUCGCGUUCAGACUCUGUGGAGUUGGGCAGACGGUUAUACCAUCAGAACGUCAUGAUCUUCCUAGAGGAACCAACCAGCAUUCAAUCUCCCUUUCCCUGGUUGCUCUUGCUAUCCUACCCAGCUGGAUGGCGUCACUGGGUCUGGAGUUGAACUGCUCCCAAAAUAGAAAUUUGGGAGAGCAGAUGCUAUAUAAACGUUUCGAUUGUCGAUUGACUUUGAAUAAACAACAGAACAAUAACAUUUUCUAUUUAGUCCAUCUAACUUGACUUGAAUAUUAUUUUCUAUUUCACCCUUCAUCAAUACCAAACCAUUCUUCGUUCAUCAUGUCGAACAUCAUACACAAGGUCAAGGAUGCCGUGACUGGCCAUCACGACUCGCACUCUAACAAGGCAAACCAGCGUUAUGACAGUGGCCCUGAGAACCGUACCUCCGGCGGCUAUGGUGGAUCAACUGGUACACAUGGCUCAGACAACUACGGCACCAACUCUGGCUACCAGGGAGCGGGAUCAAACAACUACGGAUCUGGCGGUGACAGCUACAGUUCUGGAACUGGCGAUUACAGCUCUGGCACCGGCACCGGCCACCAUGGCUCUAAAACUGGACAUCACACCAGCUCUACCGAACCUCCUGCUGGAAGCCUUGGCUCUGGUGGUGGGCUUGGUGGUAUCGGCUCCGAAGCUGGCAUAGGCCAUGGACCUCAUGGUUCUGGCUCUCAUGGCUAUGGUGCUAGUUCUGGAGGUGAUACAUAUGGCACCGGCUCUGGAAACUAUGGCUCUGGCACUCAUGGCCUUGGUGGUGCUUCUGGUAACUAUGGAACGGGCACCGACAGCUAUGGCUCAGGAAAUCCCCGUUCCUCCAACUCUGGACCUCACAGCUCGAACAUUGCAAACAAAUUAGACCCUAGAGUCGACUCGGAUCGAUCCGGUCACCAGGGCUACGGCGGCAGUAACACUGCUGGUACUCAGCGCCAGUAUUAAAGAGUUUGGUGAUGCGACAACAUGUUAGCUUAUGACUCUGGUUUGAU